AGAGACAAGGAGAUGCCCUGCACCUGUGCUCCCAGUCCUGGCCAGCAGGACCAUGUACUGUGGGCCCUCACCUUAGGCUGGACCAGCUGGAACCAUGAGCCUUGAACUUGUGGUGAUUGCUGCUGGCCUAAAACCAGUUUGCCUUUGGCAGGAACCAAGGGAGCCUGGCUGGGAGCAUGGUGUGGAAAAGAAGGUCCAGGUUGGCAGCAGCAUCUUCUGAAGUUACCUGGGUCCAGGCUGCAGUCGCCUCUCCAUCACCAAGACCAAAGUCACGGCAUGUUGGGGCUAGAAGGAACCCAUGGACCAGCUCAUCCUGGCUUCUUGUUUUACAUGUCGGCCAGCUGGGCAGGCCUGCUGCAGCCUGGAGACAUCAUCAGGAAAUUCCCUGGAUAUUGUAACUCGUGACAGCAAUGUCUAAUUAAUCAUCAACUCUGUAACAUGAUCCCAGUCCAUAAGCAGGGGACUGGCGGAGACUUUGGAAACCUGUUCACUGGCCUCUCCACACAAUUUCUCCCAGACCCAGGGACCCCGGGCUUGAGGACCCCAGGCCAAUGGGGGCCCAGCUCUGCUCCCAGGCUGAUGCCGAGGUGCCCCCGGAGACCCUUCGCUUCCACGCUGAGGCCAAGGGCGCGCAGGUAUAUCUGGACGCGCAACGGAGCACCGCAUGCCGGUGCGCCACCUUCCACGACGGCAUCGUGUUCAGCCAGCGGCCUGUGCGGCCCGGGGAGCGGGUGGCACUGCGCGUGCUGGAGCACCAGGGCGGCUGGUGUGGCGGCCUUCGCGUGGGCUUCACGCGCCUGGACCCUGCACGCGUGCAGGCGCCCAGUCUGCCGCCCUUUGUGUGCCCCGACCUGGAGCAACAGAGCCCGACGUGGGCAGCCAUGCUGCCCGACGGCUGCGCGCUGGCAGGGGACUUGGUCUGCUUCUGGGUGAACCGCCGCGGCUGGCUCUGCGCCCAGGUCAACGCGGGCCCCCGACUCCUGCUGCGCAAGGGUGUGCGCAUGGGCGCCCCGCUCUGGGCUGUGAUGGACGUGUACGGGACCACCAAGGCUAUCGAGCUGCUGGACCCCGCAGCCAGUGCCUUCUCCACAGCUGUUCCCUGGGCCCUCCGGAAGGACACGCAGCGGCCUGAGCCUGAAGCCACAGCAGGAGAGGAGUGCGUCAUCUGCCUUCACCGAACUGCCGACACCUGCCUUGUCCCCUGCGGCCACACACACUUCUGCAGCCACUGCGCCUGGCGGGUCUUCGCGGAAAUGGCCAAGUGCCCCGUGUGUCGCUGGGAGAUUGAGGCAGUGGUCCCGGCACCGGGUCCUCCCGACAUGAGGACUGGAGAAGGCCUUCCAGUGUGGGUGGCAGAUUGGGCCUAGCUCUGAGCCGGACCCUGCACAGGGAGAAGGCGCAGCCCAUCCUCUUUCUGAAGAAAAGUCGGAGAAGCUGGCUGGUAACAAGCACAGCAGAGAGCGGGAGGCCAGGCAGGGUGGCUCUUCUCUUUCCCCAACAAGGUGGGGCCAGUGGCACCGGGAGAAGCUGCUUUUGAGCCCACACCGAAACUGUUUCCCUGAUGGGGGCCUGGCUGCAGGCAGGGCUCAGCAGUGGUCAGUGGGCUUCUGGUCCCGCUGCUUAUCUCCACGUUCCUUUCUGUCCAGGGAUUGCCAAGGCUUUGGGCGGGCUGCCUGGCACAGACACUGUCCACCUAGCGAUCCCUGGCACGCACAAGUGCAGGGGUUCUUGGGCUUCAAGAGCCCACGUGUAUCAAUGAGGAGGAUUUUUGUUCAGAGGUGGGUGGCCUAACCCCUGCUUUUAUAGCUGAGGAUGUUAAGGAACCUGUGUGCACCUGGGACAGCCCUGCCCACCUGGUGGGGAGGAGCCGGACCAGAUGCAGGAGGCAUCCAGGCGCAGUGUUUACAGUCCCGUGUGGGAGCUGAGUCACCACUACCAAGUCCUCGGUAAAGCAGAUAAGUAGUCACCCACCUUGCAGCCAGAGGGCGGGGAGGUCCCGGUGAGAUCACGCAUCUGAAGGUGACUCAGCACAUGGGACAGCACUGUUGUCAUUGUGCUAUCUCCUUGUCAGUUUAAGAGAUAUCGAA
Messenger RNA from Hipposideros armiger (great roundleaf bat), 2087 nucleotides. It is a transcript of the gene NEURL3, whose product is annotated as neuralized E3 ubiquitin protein ligase 3. The coding region runs from base 552 to 1367 and encodes 271 amino acids. The record is from RefSeq and is a predicted model, not a curated record. The transcript is spliced from 5 exons. Lineage: Eukaryota; Metazoa; Chordata; Mammalia; Chiroptera; Hipposideridae.